Molecule: messenger RNA, 669 nt
Organism: Pristis pectinata (smalltooth sawfish)
Lineage: Eukaryota; Metazoa; Chordata; Chondrichthyes; Rhinopristiformes; Pristidae
Gene: rnaseh2c
Product: ribonuclease H2, subunit C
Exons: 5
Coding region: 133-669 (178 amino acids)
Biological process (GO): RNA catabolic process
Cellular component (GO): ribonuclease H2 complex
Source: RefSeq, a predicted model, not a curated record
CGGGUGUGAAUCGAACCCGCCCGGGCCCUGACGCGUUGCCCGGGCAACCGUGUCGGGAACUACAGCUCCCAGCGCGCCCCGCGGCCCCGCACUUCCGGCAUCCGGCGGCGCGGGAGAAGACAGCGGAGGGACAUGGCGAGCUCGGGGAACUCCACGGUCAGGGUGGAGGCGGGGAUGCUCAGAGGGGCGCCGAGGGACCGCGUCCACCUGCUCCCGGUCGACAUCGAGUCCGACGGCAACGCCAGAGUCGACCAGUACUUCACACCGGCGGUCCAGGAACGUGAUGGCGAGCUGCUGGUGUCCUAUCGUGGCCGGGCCCUGCGGGGUCGGGAUCUCCCUGUGCCCGCCGGCUAUGUCGGGCUCGUUCUGAGGGAGGACCGGGAGCCGUGCUCGGACGAGGAGGAGCGCACCGUCAGGGUGAAAUCGGCCUUCUCAUCGCUGACCUACUGGAACCUGGAGACCCGACCGACAGCAGAUGACAGCGUGGUCAUGGCGAUGACCUGGCCCAGAUCGCCCCAAGCCAUCCACGCCCCCAGUGGGAGGAGAAUGAGGCGGCAAAAUCACACCGGGCCCCUCUGCUGCAGAGAGAAAACUUCCUCGCAGCCGUUUAGCGCCCUCGUGAUGGUUGUGCACCUCCCAAAUAAAGUGUUUUUAAACUUUUCGGUAUAA